CUGGAUUGCACUGGCCAAUAAAAACCUCUGAAUCUGUCCUUUGCAUUACAGGCUGCGAUGAAAGUAUGCUGGCUUCUCUCUCUCCAGCAUCUUGCACUUCUAGUGAGAAUCUCUCUCGAGCCACAAGACACAGCCUGCCCAGAACCUCUUUCUUAACUACCACAGCCACUUAAGAUCCUGCAUCCAAAAUGCAAGCUCAGGCUCCAGUGGUCAUUGUGACUCAGCCCGGAGGUGGCUCCAUCCCUCAAACCUCCAACUGGCAGACAGGCUUGUGCGAUUGCUUCAGCGACUGCGGCGUCUGUCUCUGUGGCAUAUUUUGCUUCUCGUGCCUGGCGGUUCAAGUUGCAUCUGACCUGAACGAAUGCUGCCUGUGUGGAACGAGUGUCGCAAUGCGGACCCUCUACAGGACUCGCUACGGCAUCCCGGGGUCCAUUUGUGAUGACUUUAUGGUGACGCUCUGCUGCCCUAUGUGUUCUCUUUGCCAAAUCAAGAGAGACAUCAACAGAAGGAGAGCCAUGCAUACGUUCUAAACAGCUGAUGGUAAGGAGCUCCAUUUUUUCCCUUCUGCAAGCUUGCUCUUGACCUGAUGAAGAGCUCUUAGGAAGCAACUUAAAUCAGCUACACACCUCUUCAGCUUCUCUACUCUUGGCAGCUGAAAUGUAAUUGAUAUAUUUAAUCACAAUAAGAAAAUAGAACUUUGAUUUAUUCUAAAAGAAUACUGUCUUUUAGUUUUGCUAAAUGCUCCAGCUAUGUUUCUCCUUACUGUUAAAUUUUCUUGUUUAUGAAUCUUAUAUUACAUUUAAAAUGUACACCAAAUAAAAGAUUUUACUAACAUGAUUCUUUUUGCUUCUUUGCACCCAAUAAAAUGUUUUUAUG
This is a messenger RNA of Sus scrofa (pig), 876 nucleotides long. RefSeq names its product placenta associated 8 (gene PLAC8). Lineage: Eukaryota; Metazoa; Chordata; Mammalia; Artiodactyla; Suidae. The record is from RefSeq and is a predicted model, not a curated record.